UAAUGACGCGGUGAUUCUGAUUACCGUGCUACUUUCGAAGUCGUCUGUUAAGAAAUGUGGUUCAAUGGUGCACAGCCUAAAACACACAUUGAGGAAGCUAAUCGUCAUCUCAACGCUUUAUCAACUAGGAUUAAGGAACUGGAAAUACAACUCAAAACUAAGGAGGAAGAGUUGAACAAAAAGGAAGAAGACUUCAACAUAGUUAUGCAGGAAGUACAUGUAAAACGUGAAACAGAAGUAAACAAUCUUAAUGAAUUAAUAUUUAAACAAAAUGUAAAACUCCAACGUUUAGAACGUGAUUUACUCAACCGGGACUCGGAACUCAGCGUUUUACGUAAACGUUGUCGUAUGUUUGAUGAAGUACUUAGAUACAAAGCUACAUUAGCGAAAUUGACUAUUACAAUGGAGCAAGCCGAACAGUAUGCAAAUUUAACAGCUAAAAGUUACCCAGUUAGUGCUAAUAGUAACGGUGUUAAGAGCCCUCUCGAUGUUAUCAACACAGAUCCAAGUCCACUUAUGAUACGAAAUGUUGGUUCAAGCACUGAUAUAACAGAAACUGAUUGUUUAAUUGAAGAAGUUGGGAAAACACUUAUCCAGUCUGAAGGUCAACGAACAAAAUCAUUGGCCCAUAUUGUUAGUAAUGGUCAGUUGUGAUUUUCUUUUGUACAUGUAUUCUUGUUUGCCUUUCUUACACUUUUCUAUUCCUUUUCACUGUCCCUUAAUAAUUGGCUCUAAAACUGGUUAUAUUUUAACACAAUAGUAUGCUAAUUAUUCCAGUUUUGUUUUUUCGAACAUUGUCUCUUAAUCUCUGUGAUUUGUUCUCUAUAAUGUACUUUAGUUUACACAUAAAAUUUUCAGUUAAAUCACACAUGCCUUAACUAGAACUUUGUGUGAUCACUUGAGUUGACUGUGAUAUUUUUCAAGAUACUUAACUUGUAAUUUAACGGUUACUGGUAGAGUUUUAUAACUGAAUGAUUGAUGGUAGUUGGAGAUGGAGGAAAAUUCAAAGGAAUCAUCAAUUUAGACUACAACUUGAUUCAAAUCUUAACACGAUUUAGAUUUUCGUGUAAAAACAUUGAGAUUUUAUGUGUAUAAUGAAAAAUUGUAUGUAUUACCGUUAUGGCCGCAAAUUAUUUCUUGUACACUGAUAAAUUGUAAUUUGUUGUCCACAUAUGAUUGAUAAGAUAGUUCAUUUUCUGUUAUAUAUAAGUUUUCAGUUGAAUGGUAAAUAUCAUCCCGAUAAACGACAGUAAAAAGUACAAUACGUCAUGCUUUUAACAUAGGUUAAGUACUGUGACCUCAACUGAUAGUAUGCACACUAUAUUAUAACCAAAUGGGUGUAAAAGAAAAAUGUACAAGAUAAAGUUUUGUACUAAUAAAGACUUCUUACC
Molecule: messenger RNA, 1391 nt
Organism: Schistosoma intercalatum
Lineage: Eukaryota; Metazoa; Platyhelminthes; Trematoda; Strigeidida; Schistosomatidae
Source: the annotation of a GenBank genome assembly